Molecule: messenger RNA, 2046 nt
Organism: Pleuronectes platessa (European plaice)
Lineage: Eukaryota; Metazoa; Chordata; Actinopteri; Pleuronectiformes; Pleuronectidae
Exons: 4
Coding region: 1-1584 (527 amino acids)
Molecular function (GO): protein dimerization activity
Source: RefSeq, a predicted model, not a curated record
AUGUAUCCAGACUCUGACAUUGCCAAGAGGACGGCCUGUGGUCGGACGAAGGCAGAAGCCAUUGUCACGGAUGUACUUGGCCCUGCCUCUGUCGAAGAUUUCUUGAAAGUCCUCAGAAGACCACUGAAUGAGCAACGAGAGGCAACCAAAGCCCACACGCCAUUCUUCUCAGUGGCUUCAGACGCCUCCAAUCAUGGGACCACCAAGCUCUUCCCACUGUCAGUGCGUUACUGGACGCCAGACUUGGGAGUACAGACGAAGGUCCUAGAUUUCUAUGAUGACAGUGAUGAAACAUCUGCCGCAAUCCACAACCAGAUAGUCACCAAGCUGGAGGAAAACGGACUGCGACUAGACAUGAUAUCUGCGUAUUCUGCUGACAAUGCUAGUGUGAAUUACGGGAGAUACAACUCUGCCUUCCAGAAACUGAAAGAGAACAACAAUUGCCUUUUGAAGGCAAACUGUGUGGCCCACAUUGUUCACAACAGUGCAAAACACGCAGGAGAUCGGCUAAAUAUCGACAUUGAAAAUGUCGUCAACAAGACCUUUAGCCACUUCUCCUCAUCUGCCAAACGCACUGAGGAACUUAAGUCAAUUCACACCUUUGUGGAGAUAGAGUACCAGCCCCUGCUUAGAAAUGUGCCCACAAGAUGGCUGAGCUUGUGGCCUGCAGUGAAGAGGCUUCACGACAGCUGGGCUCCUAUCAAGACCUACUUUCUCUCAUUGGGAGAGGACGGGUGCCCAAAGUCACUAUGGCGGCUGUUCAAGGAUGACCAGGAUGGUGAGGGCAACCCCCUUGAUCUACAGGUUUACCUGUCCUUCCUCAGCAAUGCGCUGAAGAUUUUCCACGACACUGUGCUGGCGCUGGAGCAAGAGGAUGGGACUGUCUGUGAGCUCUACAAUACGAUGUUCACCCUAAAAACCAAUCUACAGCUACGACAGAGUGAUGGUUUCUUUGGGGCCCAGACGGAUGUACUCCUCCAGCAGUUUCGAGACAGACAGGCCGCUGUGCUCAGAGAGGACAUGUGCAACUUCUACCAGUCCUCUCUCACCUACCUGGAGCAGCGCUAUGACUUCUCAGACUCCAACUACCAGAAGAAAUUGGCUAGCCUGGCACUAAAGAACAGCCCAUUCAACUUCUCCCAUCUCUGUGAAGCUGUAGAGGUCCUGCAGCUAAGCAAGAAGUUGGACAUGGAUGCGCUAUAUGAUGAGUAUUGUGUCGUUCUGCCACACCAACAGGCCAUCGUGCAGUCUGGAGCUCCAGUCGGGGAGAAGUGGGCCACCUUACUCAAGCACACACACACACCAAACAUGACAGCAUUAGCUUCUUUCCUCUUGAGUGUACCAAUCACCAAUGCUUCAGUGGAGAGGGUCUUUUCACUGAUGACAGGAUGCUGGACGGACACAAGGAACAGAUGUUCGGUAAACCUCAUCAAGUCAGAAAUCCAGGUGAAGAGCAACUUCACAUUCAGUUGCAAGGACUUCUACACUUAUGUAGUAAAAGAGAAGGUUCUCCUCAAUGCUGCACGCUCCAACAAGAAAUACAAGUUCAAGAAGAAACCUGAAGAUGCUGGUGAAGAGGUUUGAGUCCUAAAGGUGUCCCCAACGUCCUAAAGAUGUCCCCAGAACACUGAACAGUUUUUUUUCCUGCGCCUGCCUUAACUAACAUGCAAGUUCACCAUCCUUCCUCCCCCUUCUCGUUCCAUGAACCUCUGGAGUCGUGAGUUCAAGACCUUUUUUUUUUUUAAACUGUUCCUGUGGUGUUGAGCAACUACAAUUCCUGUUAAUCCUAUAAUUUUACAUUAUAAUUUAUUUAAAGUGAAUAAAUUGUAAUGAAAAAUAAAUAAAAUUAAAUAGCUAAAGUAAAUCGUGAGUGGAAGUGCAUCUGUGUGUCAAUUCAUUGAAUGUUCAAAGUAUUAUGAAUCUUUAUUUAGAAGAAAAUACACAUCGGUUGGCCUAUUCAAGAGCAUUAAUCAGUAAUUGCACAUGUUUAGGGGAAUACAGCAUUAUUAAUAUACCAUGUAAGGUGGUAUGUGCUAGAAAUGUGAG